Molecule: messenger RNA, 2017 nt
Organism: Canis lupus familiaris (dog)
Lineage: Eukaryota; Metazoa; Chordata; Mammalia; Carnivora; Canidae
Gene: C6H16orf82
Product: chromosome 6 C16orf82 homolog
Source: RefSeq, marked validated
CAGGCCUCCCAGGGCCUCCUCCCCCUGGAUAAACCAGAUCAGUUGCCCCCCACCUUCCUCCAGGGUAGAAACGGGGAGUCUGCUGCCUGGAAUGCUCAGGGCCAAGCUCCAAGCCUCUUGCCCCCCAGCAUAGAGUCCCAGCCACCCACUUGGCCACACCAUGACACAGGAGCAACUCAGAAGCCCCUGAGAGUUUCAGGGGGUAGCCUAAGAAACCCAUGGAGCAGUGAGAGCGGCUUGCUGAGCCUGCAACAGUCCAGCUUGGGGAAAUGCAGUGACAGUGACAUCAGCCUGUUGAGCAGCGGAUAUGCAGGGGAUGAGGAGAACAGUGAGGUCAGCCUGUUGGGCAGCACUCCAAUCUUGAGGUUGCAGAGAAGGCUCCUCACCCAGGCCGGCAGCGCCCUGACCAGCCAGCUGUGCGCUGUUUACUCGCCCAGCCAGAUAGGGAACCGGCUAGCCAGCCAAGCCCACAGCGUCAAGCAGACUGGAGGGGAAAAGUGAGACCAGCCUGCCCAGCAGCAGGGACAGCAGCCUGACCAGCAUGAGCUUCAUCAGCCUGGGCAGCAGUGCCCUAAACUACCGGGUGAGUAGUGGGCUGCUCAGCUCCGUCAGCAGCCUUCCCACCAGCCAGGCCAGCAGCUGCCAGAACAUCCCAGUGGACGGCAAUGUGCAAAGUGGUGUGCAAAGUAACACCAGUCCUCAGGAGGACAAGGCUGGGGGCAAGGUCAAAGCUGGCGACCAGGUUGCCAAGGGGGAGCAGCCUGCCCAGAUGUGUAUGCCUUUAUGAGCAGGCCCACUGGCCACCAGGUUCUUGAAAAAUACAGACGUGAGGACCCAGCCAACCUAGACUUCACCCAGAGUGGUUAUUGCCAAUACAAAUGCCUUUAAAAAAGUAUACACUGACAGUUCGGAACCAUGGAGAAGCCUCAUUUGUAGCAGGGUCCCGUGUAGCGAGAACUAUUGAUGAUGAGCACCAUCCACACUGACAAUCAGCAAUCGACGGUGAGACCAUCUCUACUGAGAAGCACUGUUGAGGACAUCUGUAUGAAGAGCCAUCGAUGCUAGGCCUACGUGCAUCAACCUCCCUUGGCCAUACCAUUGUGAGCCCCAGUGACCAACCAUCCCUGACAGAAACCAUCAAUGACAAAACCAUCUGUAUUGAGAAACAUCGAGGUGGGACCACCGGUGCCAAAACUCAUUGGUGGGGACAAUUGUGAUCAGCAGCAAACCAACUCUAUUUAGAACCAUCUGAAGUUAGAAACUCCCAUGAAGAAACCAUGCUAAGCGAUGAACACCAUCUAUAACCAAUAGCAACCGUGAUCAGCUCCGAAGAAGCAAGCACCAGCCACAGCCGGAACUGUCCAUGUCGAGAGCCAGCUGAAGGAAGCACCAACCACGGGGAACCGCAGCCUUGGGGUUGCUGGAUCCCUGUCAAGCUCGGUCAGAUGUGCUGCCCACAAGAGCCAGCAGCAUUCGGAGAGGACACUCAUGACGGCUGUGUUCCGGGAACCCCAUCCCUGAAGAGCAUCCUCCAAGAGAGCUUUUCCCUUUCAUUUUGAGCAGUGUUUCCAGGUAGCUUCAGCCCAGAAACUUCCCAGAAGCAAACGCUCCCCAGUGCCCCUUAUCUAUCUCUAUGUGCAUCUCAGAGGAGGAAGAGACAAGAAGGGAGGCCAGAGAUCGUCUUUGUGGAGACGGUUGGACAGUGCUUCCUAUGGCAAGACAAUGCCAUGAUCAAUCCUAAAUGGUGACAGAAACCAACUCAGCCAAGAAUGGCCGGGAUGAGUCAGCUCUGGACCAUUUAGCGAACGUGUCCUAGUUGGGUGGGAAGACUGAGGCCUCUGUCUGCCCUUUCUCAGGACAAUGAAACCCUUCCCUGGGGGCUGACCACACAGACCCUGGGGAGUGAGGGUGUCCACUGAGGACUGGAAGUCAGAACAGUCAACAAAAACGUCCACUAGGUUCCAGAAAGAAAGCAGAGGGGGCACCAAAGACAAUAAAAGGUGUCUGGAGAGGCUGA